UAGCGUGUGCGUCUGCAGUAUUCGCUAGAAAAGUUUGAAAAGUUUGAUCCUCUACCAUUGUCUGUGUUUUGCCACAAUUGCACAAGUAUGUUUGUAAACUUAUUCAGCAAACCUAGGAGACUAUAAAUUUUGGCAAUUGCUUGAUUUCACUCAUUCUCUAAAAUCUGCCAUUCAACUGCGGUAAAUCGUAGUUUAAACUAACAUCGAACAACUAGAGCUAGAUUAAGCGCAGCAAUUGAAACAGAUAAGCCAAACUGGUAUCAGUGUCCCACGUGUUGAAUCGUGAUGAACAAUAUCGACCUUCGUAAGGUCAUCAACGGUACUGUAUUUUCGUUUUUCUUUUCAACAUUUAGUUUCCCACUACGAAGCGCCAGUAACAUAUAUAAAACUAGAGCACCGCAAACCUCCAUUUAUUAUCACUGGCCAUAAUGGAACAUAGUUCGCGAGUGGCUCUAAAGCAAUCAACGGAAUUGUUACAUGUUAGUUUGAUCGACAUGCCGAGCGAAGAUCGAGCAAAUUUUAUAGAAGAUUUGCGCACUACACCAGAAUGGAUCAAUGCAGAGUACUUUAGAACGUUGCUACAAAAGUGUAAUAAUGAUCUGACAAUCGAAGUUCAAGCGGUGAGAGUGAAAUAUGCGUUACCAAAAGGUGAAAAUUUUGCCAGUGUCAUCUAUAGAGCUCAAGUGAAGUAUCGUAGAUUGGGUGAACCGGUGACGACCUGCAGUUUCAUUCUCAAGGGUGUAUCAGAAUCUCCUCUGGCCAGGCAAAAACUAGGCGAAUACGAUGUUCAUGGAAAGGAAAUGGACGUUUACCAGUUGGUUAUUCCUGAAUUGAUGCGACUGAUGAAAUCAGCUGGCGAGUUGUCGGAGCUCUAUCCCAAAGCACUGUGCGUAGAUCGAAGUCACGAAAUGAUCAUUCUGAACGAUGUUCUACAGAAAGGAUUUGUCAUGGUUGAUAGAACGAUGGGAUUGGAUGCAGCACAUUUGAAAAUGUCACUCAAAUCGAUGGCCAAACUACAUGCCAGCUCUAUGAAACUGGUAGAAAUGUUUCCAACGAUCUUCGAUCGCUAUACUACUGGAAUGAUGAAUCGCAAAACGAAUGCGUUCCACAUGUUCUUCCAGUCCACGUACGAUGCACUAACGGAUGAAAUCUACACAUGGAACCCUGAAUGGCAUUACUACGCAAACAAAUUGAGAAAACUUCGACCUCAUUACCUUGAGCAAGGAAUGACUGUUUUCGACAACGAUAGUGAGAAUGAUCUACGGGUAUUUGUACAUGGUGACUUCUGGGUUAACAAUCUGAUGUUCAAAUAUGACACUAACGGUCUUCCGAUCGACGUGCUAAUCUUAGAUUUCCAAUAUUGCUGCUACGGAAGUCCUGCUAUCGAUUUGUGCUAUUUCUUCUUCACGUCAUCCAGUGAUGAGAUACGUCAGAAUGGCUUUGAUCAAUAUAUGCAGUACUACUACCAUCAGUUGUCAAAUUAUGUUAAAAAGUUCAACUGUUCGUUACGGUUCCCUACUUUGCACCAAUUUUAACAACAGCUAUUGAAGAAAAUGUUCUAUUCUGUCCAUUCCAGUAUAGUGGCCCUGCCGUUGCACUUGAACAAAAUAGCAGAUGGCGCCGACCUUGAAACCUUGCUGGCAGGUGAUGAGCGUUCGAAGCGAUUCAAGAGGGCUAUCAUGACCAACACAAACUACCAAAAGAUCAUCAAGGGUUUACUGCCAACCUUUGACCGAAAGGGUUUACUUGAUAAGCUUGAUUGAUGACGAUGCCAAUUGUUUGUGUUGACGAAUCCUAGCUUUGUAAAUAUAACUUCUAGCGAAAACGUUUCAAAUAAAGGAUUAUUGAAUUAGA
This is a messenger RNA of Aedes aegypti (yellow fever mosquito), 1854 nucleotides long. RefSeq lists its product as uncharacterized. The transcript is spliced from 2 exons. The coding region runs from base 429 to 1535 and encodes 368 amino acids. NCBI's taxonomy places the organism in Eukaryota, Metazoa, Arthropoda, Insecta, Diptera, Culicidae. The record is from RefSeq and is a predicted model, not a curated record.